CCCCCCCCGCGCUGCGUGUGCUACGGCCUGGGCAGCAUCGCAGCGUGUGCGGCCGCGCGGCCCCAGCUGGCCCUGCUGCUGCUGCUGCUGGACGAGCUGCAGGUCCCCCGCGAGCACUGCCGCAUCUUUGACCCCGUCUUCUCCGCACUGGACGUAGCUGUGUUGGCUGAGCUGGGCCUGGUGGUCGUCUCCGAGAAUGAGGAGGGGAAACACCCUGUGGGCGAUGGCACCACCCUCUUCUACAUGAUCCACUGUGGGAAGGCUUUGUAUAACAAUCUGCUGUGGAGCAACUGGUCGGUGGCAGCACUGUCCAAAAUCAUCAUCAUUGGGAACAGCUUCCAGGGAAUUGAAGAGAGGUUACUGUCAAGAGUAUUAGAGAGAGAUUAUUCCUACAUAGCAAAGGUUUUAAAAGGAACAGAAGAAAUUCCACUUUGCACUCACCCUCAGUAUGCAGAUGUAUUCAAUGACACUUCUGUUCACUGGUUCCCUUUACCCAAACUCAAGAUGCUCCCGAGCGACACUUGGCUGUUCCAGGAAGAGCCAACAUACCAGGAGUGCGAGGACCUCGAGAUCAUCCAGAAGCAGGACAAAGGGAGCAUUUUAAGGUCAAACCAGAAUGAAGUGGAGUCUUAACAGCUCCGUGGCUUGGUGCCCUGUUUUACAGGGCUACAUUCAUCUUCGCUUAUAUUAACUUAUGUUACCUUGAUACCUGACACUGUGGCUCUCAGCUGUUGGCUGGCUUGACAUGGUCAGCUAGAAACCCUGAAGGCAGCAGUGCCUGCAAACAGGGGUAAAUGGGACACACUUUUCUUUAAUAGUGUGAAAAUGACACCUUGGCUGAUGCUAUAUGUAAUGACAGUAAACUCAGUUUUGUACUAAA
Messenger RNA from Gavialis gangeticus (Gharial), 880 nucleotides. It is a transcript of the gene SRRD, whose product is annotated as SRR1 domain containing. The transcript has 5 exons. Gene Ontology annotation, biological process: microtubule-based process. The annotation marks the transcript as partial. Lineage: Eukaryota; Metazoa; Chordata; Crocodylia; Gavialidae. The record is from RefSeq and is a predicted model, not a curated record. Gene Ontology annotation, cellular component: cytoplasm; nucleus.